GACGCCCUGAGCUGGCUAGUCGAGUGCGCCAUUUUAAGCUUUAUUGGACGCUUUGUGUAGUAGAAUCUCGUGGUGGAUUGGACGAGAACAAAGCUGUCAAGUUUAUCGACUAUGCAUUGGAUGAGAUAUCCGAACCAGAGGAAGAAGAAUCCAGGUCCAAAUGGAGAAAACAUCUGCUUGUCCCAUGAGAAGAGGCUUGGUUGGGCUUGCUUCUCGUCCGCUUGACACAUCUAGAAACAGUCGAGGUCGGCCACGGGUGCUCUGAAUUGAUGUCAGACAUCUUGCGCAAGGCAGCACGGCGCCAGCGACCCUUCCACCAGACCCGAUUCAAUUCAUGAGAUGAAAGGGCCACUUGUUGAUAUACUUCCCUCCUCCCUUGGAAAUCUGGAAGUCCUGGAAAUUGAGGAGGAUCAUUACCUUGAUCUGCUGUUUGACCUGUCACGAUUGGUGCAAGGCCGGGCUUCUUUUCCUCGGCUUGAACGAAUCACACUUUACCUGAUGAACUUGGAUAAGAGCCCAUUAAAUUCUUUAAGUCAUGAAUAUGGGACCGUUGGGAUCGACUUUAGGGUGAAGGCACAAGUAUUUUAAUGGUAGGAGUGGUUAUCGUUCAAGGGACAGAAUUGGCAUAAGCAGGCAUGAAUGGCAAUACCUACGGCGUCAAUUCCCUCAAACUGGCACCGUUCAUAAUUACUUCAUUCUAAGCCUCAAUACUCACACUAGCCACACAUGUAUAUAUGUCGUCUGAGACAACUCCGAACAAUACUGAUAUGCCCCUGGGAAAAUAUCUAUGGGGAUCCGGAUGGAUCCACCGGAGGCAUUAGAAUGGAUACUGAACAACAGAACUACUCAUGAGACAGAGAUUCAGG
Aspergillus pseudonomiae is the source of this 866-nucleotide messenger RNA. RefSeq lists its product as uncharacterized. The transcript has a single exon. The coding region runs from base 340 to 588 and encodes 82 amino acids. The record is from RefSeq and is a predicted model, not a curated record. Lineage: Eukaryota; Fungi; Ascomycota; Eurotiomycetes; Eurotiales; Aspergillaceae.